UUGAAGGGCCCGGGCCUGGCGGAAGCGGGGCAGACCGGGAGGGGACCUGGAUCAUGGCUGCCGCGCCGCCGCUACGGGACCGCCUGAGCUUUCUACACCGGGUGAGUGAGGGCGGUCCGCCCGGGCCCCGGUCCCACGGCUCCUCUCGAGCGCCGCAGUCCCCGGACUCGCCCCGGGCCGGAGCCGUUGACCUUGCGUCUCCGUGCCGGGUAGCUGCUCCUGGCCCCUUCGCCCGCGCCGACGCCCCUGAGCUGCCCGCCCGCCCCGCCGUCCCGGGGCCUUCCAAGCCGGACCCGCCGAGCGCAAGGGCGAUGGGCACAGCCAGACCCUGGGGGAACGAACAGGCCUUGGCCAGCAUUCAGUGGCCUCCGACGGGAGGGAAGGAGCGGCGGACCCGGUGGACGUGGAGCCGCUGUGUCCGUGCUGCUGGCGCCCAGGUGGGCUGGCAGCCCGCCGUCCUCCCUGACGGUGUCAUUUCAGAGGACUCCGGUCCUGGAGAGGCACCUCUGGGUUGCAGAGAACACAGACAUCUCGAAGGGACAGAGAAGGACGCACCAUUGUAAGCCCCUCUUAGUAAACCCUCUGAGAAGUAGAGGCCAGGGCGAGUUCCCAGGUGUCGUCCUGAGCAAACGGCCCUCUUUUGUCAGCCCGGAGCUUUUCUAGGCUGGACUUCAGAGGGGGCUGGGUGGUCCCAGGGCGUGACCCUGGGCUGCCAGAAGCCACGCUAGGGUUGGUCAAGGCUCUCAGUGCAAGGUUUGGACAGAGUCGUUCUGUGCUGCGUUCUGCAGUUGUCAGCUGUCACCUGCAAACCUCACUAGCUCCCCUUAGGGCUUGGUGGGCAAAUAGUGUCAGUGAUGUGUGUCCACAGCCUCGGGAAACACUUCAGGUCCACGUUUUCGUAUGUUGUCACUAGAUUUCGGCCCUUCCAACUGAAAGGCUUCGGCACCUCGCGCGGUCGGUCCCAUGCUUGUCCUCUUAAAUACUCUUGAACUCUAUUCUGUCCUGAUACUGAAUAAUGCAAGAAUGGGUGGUUCCAGUUUUCAUCCCUAUAAACCGUACAUCUUUGUGCCAGUAAGUAAGCAUGAAACAAAUAAGUAUGUCUGCGCUAAGCGAACGUAAAACACACGACAUCAGUCGGUUCUCGGGGAGUGAUGGAGCCAGUCAGGCUGAGCGGCUGUCACUCUGCCAGUCCGGGCUCUGGGGAGGUGGAACCAUUCAUAGUCCCCUGCGUGGAAAGGGGCUUGCCUGGGCCUUGUUUGGCUUUGCUAGUCAGUAGGUAGGUACAGGAGAGGUACCUUCAAAUAGCCUUAUGUGCUGGUAAGUGCAGGGAUGCUGGGUCCUGUGUCCCUUCUUAACCCAAGUGGCGCAGCUCCUCCUUGGAGAACCACCAUUGAUUUGCCUCUUCUCCGAGGCUAUUCAUCCCUGACUGUUGAGAGAGGACCCUGCUGCAGCCUCCAUGUGGCCAGUAGCACAGUUUUCAUCCCUUCCCAGUCCUCUCUCCGGCCAUGUCAACAGUGAGAGGUGGGUCGUUUCCAUCCCCUUCGGGGGGCUGCGGAUUCAUCCCUAUGGGAAACGGCAUCUCAUCACGGCGGGGGCGCUUGUUCCCUUUCAGCUCCCGAUUCUCCUGAAGGGGACAUCGGAUGAUGAUGUUCCGUGUCCGGGCUACCUGUUUGAAGAGAUUGCUAAAAUCUCCCACGAGUCUCCGGGCAGCAGCCAGUGCCUGCUGGAGUACCUCCUGAGUCGCCUGCAUAGCAGCUCUGGCCACGGGAAGCUCAAGGUGCUGAAGAUCCUGCUCUAUCUGUGCAGCCACGGCUCCUCCUCGUUCCUGCUCCUCCUCAAACGCAACUCUGCCUUCAUCCAGGAAGCUGCAGCUUUUGCGGGGCCCCCAGAUCCUCUGCAUGGGAACAGUUUGUACCAGAAGGUUCGGGCGGCCGCGCAGGACUUGGGGAGCACCCUGUUCUCGGACACCGUGUUGCCACUGGCUCCCUCCCAGCCUCUGGGGACCCCGCCUGCCACAGGCAUGGGCUCCCAGGCCAGGCCGCACAGCACCCUCCAGGGUUUCGGCUACAGCAAGGAACACGGCCGCACGGGCUCGGCAGGCGAAGCCUUCCUCUCCACCAUCCAGAAGGCCGCAGAGGUGGUGGCCAGCGCCAUGCGCCCCGGGCCCGAGAGUCCCAGUACCCAGAGGCUCCUGCCGCGGGGUGACACCUACCAGCCUGCCAUGAUGCCUUCAGCCAACCACGGUCCCCCAACCCUGGGGAACCUACUCCCCGGGGCCAUUCCAGGUCCCCGAGCUGUGAGGCAUCAGCCUGGGCAGGCCGGAGGGGGCUGGGAUGAGCUGGACAGCGGCCCCAGCUCUCAGAAUUCCUCCCAGAGCAGCGACCUGAGCAGGGUCUCGGACUCAGGCAGUCAUUCCGGCAGCGACAGCCAUUCAGGGGCCACCCGGGAGCCAGGUGACCUGGCAGAAAGGGUCGAGCUGGUGGCCCUGAGUGACUGUCAGCAGGAGUUGAGCUUGGUGAGGACUGUGACUCGGGGACCACGCGCCUUCCUGAGCCGCGAGGAGGCACAGCACUUCAUCAAAGCGUGUGGACUGCUCAACUGUGAGGCCGUGCUGCAGCUGCUGACCUGCCACCUGCGUGGGACCAGUGAAUGCACGCAGCUGAGGGCGCUGUGUGCCAUCGCCUCCCUGGGGAGCACCGACCUCCUUCCCCAAGAGCACAUCCUCCUCCGCACCCGACCGUGGCUGCAGGAGCUCAGCAUGGGCAGCCCGGGACCUGUGACCAACAAAGCCACCAAGAUCCUGAGGCACUUCGAGGCCUCCUGUGGGCAGCUGUCCCCUGCCUGGGGCACCUCAGCCGAGCCUGGCCCCACAGCUGCCCUCCCAGGCCCAUCUGACCUGCUGACCGACGCUGUGCCUCUUGCUGGGAGCCAGGUCUUCCUCCAGCCUCUGAGUUCAACCACAGUCUCGCCCCGGAGCCCUGCUCCCUCAUCUGGGAUGCCGUCCAGCCCUGUGCCCACCCCACCCCCAGAUGCCUCCCCUAUUCCAGCCCCUGGAGAACCCAGCGAGGCCGAGGCCAGACUGGCAGAAAGCAGGGGGUGGAGACCUGAACGGGUCCCAGGGGGCACGGACAGCCCAAAGAGAGGCCCCAGCAGCUGUGCGUGGAGCCGCGACUCCUUGUUUGCUGGCAUGGAGCUGGUGGCCUGUCCCCGCCUGGUGGGGGCUGGGGCUCCUGCAGGAGAGUCCUGUCCCGAUGCUCCCCAUGCCCCCCGAACAUCGUCCCAGAGGACAGCAGCCAAAGAGCCUCCUGGCUCAGAGCCGUCAGCUUUUGCGUUCCUGAACGCCUGACCCGAUGGCCUGGCCCUGGAGUCUUCAGCUUCAGCUGCUGCCUGGGGCAGUCUGUGCUUCCUGUGCAGCCUCAACCGUAGCUGCUGCAGUCUCCAGGCAACUUGACUUGAGAGGAGGACCCUAGGGCUACCUGAGUUUCCCCCAUCUCCUCUGCCAGAGGCUCUGGCUAUUUGGACUUGAAUCCCUACAAGGGAUAGGCAGGUGGCAGGGCUUCAGAAAUGUUGAUCUCAGGGCUCCCAGGGGGCAGCCCCUGCCUGUCUUGCCCUCAGACAUGAGGUUUCUUGUGUGAAUGCAGAAGUGACUACCAGGUUCUUUAUUUCAUUUUGAUCUCAGCUCCCUCUUUCCCCAGGAGGUCAUGAGCAGCAACAAGCCACUGCCUCACCGUCCCAUCGGGGUGGGCUACGUGCUGAGGCUGGGUUUGGUGCACAUGGGUUGAGGGUGUCUUGUCCGGGCUGCCUUGUGCUGUCUGGCCUGAGGCCGUUUCAAGUUUCAGAUCCCCACGUGAUCCUUCCCUGGCUCUCGCCUGCUCCUCUAUGCUGUAAUUGCUUCCUACACACGAAGCCUCUGAUUGGAGCCUCUGGUCCAUCUCAGAAAAACCUUCCGAGAGCGCUGGGGUUUAUGCUUUCUGAAUAAACACUACUGUUUACAUGAA
Molecule: messenger RNA, 3998 nt
Organism: Pongo pygmaeus (Bornean orangutan)
Lineage: Eukaryota; Metazoa; Chordata; Mammalia; Primates; Hominidae
Gene: TEPSIN
Product: TEPSIN adaptor related protein complex 4 accessory protein
Exons: 12
Coding region: 1457-3346 (629 amino acids)
Cellular component (GO): trans-Golgi network membrane
Source: RefSeq, a predicted model, not a curated record